Messenger RNA from Dothidotthia symphoricarpi CBS 119687, 1418 nucleotides. Its product is annotated as tartrate dehydrogenase. The coding region runs from base 187 to 1299 and encodes 370 amino acids. The transcript has 3 exons. The record is from RefSeq and is a predicted model, not a curated record. Gene Ontology annotation, molecular function: NAD binding; oxidoreductase activity, acting on the CH-OH group of donors, NAD or NADP as acceptor. Lineage: Eukaryota; Fungi; Ascomycota; Dothideomycetes; Pleosporales; Dothidotthiaceae.
CUCAGCCAACCGCGAAAUCGGCUCUUUGGGCUAUGAUGCGGCAAACUGGAUCUGCAAUGGCCGAGGCGCUCAAGGGUAGUAUGAAGAUGAUAUAUAAAGCUACUGAUGGCUUCGUUACUCGCCUACCAUCACCCACAUCCUCAAAAUUACUCAAAAUUUAUAAGCUUCACUUUCCCUUGAAUCACAAUGUCACCCAUCGCACUCCAAAGAAGCCAUUCCAUUGCUACAAUCGGCGCUGACGGAAUCGGACCCGAAGUAAUCGAUGCUGCUGUCCAGGUACUAAAGAAACUCGCCCAACUCGACGGCUCCUUCGAACUUGCUUUCGAAAACUACGACUGGAGCUCAGAAACGUACAAGAAGACGGGAAAGUACAUUCCCGAUGGCGGAUUGGAAAAGUUGAAGAAGCAUGACGCAAUUCUUUUCGGUGCUGUUGGUGCACCUGAUGUUCCUGAUCACAUCUCACUUUGGGGUCUUCGUCUCGCCAUAUGCCAACCCUUCCAGCAAUUCGCCAACGUCCGCCCUACUAAGAUUUUCCGAGGCACUGAAUCGCCUCUUCGAAAAGCGCAACCUGGUGAUCUUGACUGGGUGAUUGUCCGCGAGAACUCCGAGGGUGAAUAUGCUGGGCAAGGUGGCCGCUCACACCGAGGGCUACCAUGGGAGACGGCGACGGAAGUGUCCAUCUACACGCGUCAUUGCGUGGAGAGGUUGAUGCGCUUCGCUUUCGAGACGGCGCAGAAGAGGCCUAGGAAGUUUAUUACCGUCGUGACGAAGAGUAACGCGCAAAGAAAUGGCAUGGUGAUGUGGGAUGAAAUUGCCGUGGAGGUUGCGAAGGAGUUCCCGGACGUGAAGUGGGACAAGAUGCUUGUCGAUGCCAUGACGUGCCGGAUGGUUCUGGACCCGAAGUCGCUCGAUACAAUUGUUGCUACGAACUUGCAAGCAGAUAUUCUUUCUGACCUAGCUGCCGCCCUUGCGGGUUCCAUCGGCAUUGCACCCACGUCCAACCUCGAUCCCACACGCCAAAACCCCUCCAUGUUCGAACCGAUCCAUGGAUCAGCUUUCGACAUCACAGGAAAGGGCGUCGCUAAUCCAGUAGCAACUUUCUGGACGGCCUCGGAGAUGUUGAUCUGGCUCGGUGAAGACGAUGCUGCGAAAAAGAUGAUGGAUGCUGUUGAGGCGGUCACGGAGCGUGGAGUUAGGACUAAGGAUCUCGGCGGAAACGCAACGACGAAAGAGGUAACAAAUGCGGUGUGUGAGGAACUCAAGACCAUGUUUGGGGCUGCGACAGCAAAGAAGGUGUAAUUGUCUAACACCGCUAGCAGAGCAAUGAGGUCUUGUUGGCAGACGUCACACCUUGAUCAAUAUGUCAAUCCGGGCAACCCGUCGAUAGGCAUUGUCUAUAUUACGUUGUUCUUAGAGAG